GCGGCGGAUCCCCGGCAGCAGCGGCUCCCGGGAGCGGCGGGCGCGGGGCUCGGCGCUGCCCGCCCGCCGGGGAUGCGCUGAGCGGCCGGCCCGGCUCGGAGCCGCCCCGUGCAUGCUGUGGGGAUACACUGUCGCGAUAAUAAAUGAUAGAGGAUACCAUGACUUUGCUGUCUCUGCUGGGUCGGAUCAUGCGUUACUUCUUGCUCAGACCGGAGACCCUGUUCCUGCUGUGCAUCAGCCUGGCCCUGUGGAGUUAUUUCUUCCACACGGAUGAGGUGAAAACCAUUGUUAAGUCCAGCAGGGACGCGGUGAAGAUGGUGAAGGGCAAGGUGGCCGAGAUCAUGCAGAAUGACAGGCUCGGGGGGCUGGACGUGCUGGACGCUGAGUUCUCCAAGACCUGGGAGUUCAAGAGCCACAACGUGGCUGUCUACUCCAUCCAAGGCCGGAGGGACCACAUGGAGGACAGGUUCGAAGUGAUCACCGACCUGGUGAACAAGACUCACCCCUCCAUCUUCGGGAUAUUUGAUGGGCACGGAGGAGAGUCGGCAGCAGAGUACGUGAAGUCCCGCCUGCCCGAGGUCCUGAAGCAGCACCUUCAAGACUACGAGAAGGACAAGGAGAACAGUGUCCUGUCCUACCAGACCAUCCUGGAGCAGCAGAUCUUAUCCAUUGACCGGGAAAUGCUGGAAAAGCUGACGGUGUCCUACGAUGAAGCAGGCACGACGUGUCUGAUCGCGCUGUUGUCCGACAAGGAGCUGACCGUGGCCAACGUGGGCGAUUCCCGAGGGGUCCUGUGUGACAAGGAUGGCAAUGCCAUCCCCCUGUCCCACGACCACAAGCCCUACCAGCUGAAGGAGAGGAAGAGGAUCAAGAGAGCUGGCGGCUUCAUCAGCUUCAACGGCUCGUGGCGCGUGCAGGGGAUCCUGGCCAUGUCCCGCUCCCUGGGGGACUACCCCCUGAAGAACCUCAACGUGGUGAUCCCCGACCCCGACAUCCUCAGCUUUGACCUGGACAAACUGCAGCCAGAGUUCAUGAUCCUGGCCUCUGACGGGCUGUGGGACGCCUUCAGCAACGAGGAGGCCGUGAGGUUCAUCAAGGAGCGCCUGGACGAGCCGCACUUCGGGGCCAAGAGCAUCGUCCUGCAGUCCUUCUACAGGGGCUGCCCCGACAACAUCACGGUCAUGGUGGUGAAGUUCAGGAGUAGCAGCAAAGCAGAGGAGCAGCAGUGAGCAGAGGCUCCCUCUGGACUCGGCACGCACGCAGCGGGAAGCUCGAGUGAAAGCCGCUCGGAUCGUCCGCGGGAGGAGCGGAUCCCUCCGGCCUCCGUUCCGUGCUUGACACCGGGAGCAGUACAACCAGUCCACGCUGAGCAGUGACAGCAGUUCAGUUUGCCCAUGUUGCCCCUGCCUCCUGUGAACCUCGCUGCUCCUCCAGAACUCACUGGAACCUUCCAUUGCACCGUUUUCUUUCCGGAUCCCGUGCGGUUCGACCGCUCCCCUCCCGUUUCUGACGCUCCAGGGUGGGUCCAGCUGCACGGCAGGGUCAGGGCAGUGCUGCUGCUUUUCCCCAGAGCUGGCACUGCCCAUGUUCCUCAUCCCUUUAAGCCACAGUGAUAAGGCUGAACAGGAAAAGGUUGGUGAUUUUUUUGGCCUCUGGCAUGAAGGAGGAAGAGGAGCCAACUCUGCCCCUGCUGCCACACUCUUGGCUCUCUCGCUUCAUUUAACCUCCUCCCCCCACCCCAGUAAAUCCCUGCCAAGCAUGUGAGUAGGUAGAGCUGCUGAAUUACCUGAAGCCACAAGUUUAUCCAGGCUGUGCAUUACUCUGUAACAGUUCUAGGCCAUAUUGUAUCCAAACCAACUGAUGGCAGAGUUCAGCAAAAUACUCUGAGGUUCUGACACCUCCUGGAUGAGAAAAGAGCUCAGCUGUGAGAGCAGAAUGUCUGUCCUGCACCAGGAGUCACCCUGACCUUAUUUUGGACUUGGCAAGCGAAAUGCAAGGUAAAAUUAAUGUCAUUAGUGACUGUUGGGAAACUCAUCAAAGCAGGGCUUUCCUCAGAGCUACCCCAGUCAGGGCUGUCCAGGUGGUUAUCCCUGGUACCAACUGCAGAUGGAUUCGUGGUGUUCAUCCCGGGGCAGAACCGUGUUUUGGGAUAAUGUACAAAUGCCAGGCAGCAGUAGAGAUGAAAGGUUGUGUUAAAUCUAGAGAAAAGCCUGCUUAGAUCUAACUUUCAGUAUUGAAUUGUAUUUUGGAACCUGGGACUGGUGUAAGUUUGUUCUGCCCGUGGUAACAACUGCAGAGGGGCAGGGUUGUGUGAGAUGAACAGACCAGGCUGGAUAAUUGUAAUAAUCCUUGGAAUCUCCCUGCAAAACGUGGUCCUGGACCAUCUGCUCAAGGUUCAGGGUGCUGGAGGUUGUUGGUGUUUGGGUCUGGAGGGGAAUCAGGGAUCUGCUGCAUUAACUGGCAUUGCCUGUUCUUGGGUGCUGAGCAGGUCUGAGUCUCUCAAGGAGAAAAAUCAAAGAGCAUAAAAUUCCUGCUCGAGAGGGAAUUUCCAUCUUAGUCUUUCCAGUUUUGUUCCUAGGUCACCUCUUCCCCAAGGAACCUCCCUCCUUUAAUUUGCUGGGGAUAAUCACAGCUCUCAGUUGGAUCUGUUGCCUUUACCAGGGCUGUCCAAAAUGUGUAGGGGAUCCCCUUGGCAGCCUCUGCUCAGCCCACACUCCAGGUAGAGCCCUUUCAAAAGUGGAAAGCAGGAGAGGGAAGUGUCCAGCCCUGCUCCUUCCCUAGAGGAUGGGAGGCUCCUGACUUUUUUAAUCCCUUGAGCAGUGACUUGGCAAUGCAGCUUGGCAGCUCCAUCGAGCAGCUCCCAGGAAACCUCAAAAACUGCACAGCACUUCAGUUAUUUUGGUUUGAAAAGGUAUUUGAGGUCAGAAGGCUGGGAAAUGCAAACCUGGGGUGGCAUUUCCAUGGGAGUGCUCAGUCCUGGAGCCAGGAAUGGCACAGCAGCAGAGUCAGAGCUCCAGGCAGAGCCUUUCCUGUGUCCUUCACAGGAGAGGUCCCAUUGCACCAGCUUUGCUGUGGAGGGCACAGCCUGGGGAGCUGCCAGGAGAGAAGGAGAAUCCCUGAGGGAUCCAUGACCUUCUCCUGAGCAUCCCUGAGGGAUCCAUGACCUUCUCCAGAGCAUCCCUGAGGGAUCCAUGAGCUUGGCUCACUGGCUGUGCUCCAGCACUCGUGACAGACAGGAAAACGAGGUGGCAGGAAUUCCCAGCCAUGAGGGAGCAGUGGGAGAGUGGCUCCCUCUGGAAGCAAACCCUGCUCUCGGGAUUUAGGAAAGCAGUGCAGUGCAGGACAGAAGGGGUUUGCCUGGAUGUUUAUUCCAGGAUCAUUCCCUCUGUCACUCCCAGCCCCUCCAGGCAGGCACCAAUCAGCCCUGCUCCAACCUUCCAGUGUCUGCAGCUGCAGCAAGAGCUGCUGGAGCAGCUUCAGCUUCCUCUGCAGCCUCCUCUCCCCAUCCCUCAGCACCAUCCUGGCCACCCAGGCCAACAAUCUCUGUCCAGCCUGGUGACUUGGGCUUUUAUUACUCUAAAAAACAAGUUUCAGCUGCUUUAGGUUGGAAGCUGCAGGCCUGGAGGAGGUGAGAGGCUCCCUGUGCUCUCCCAGCUCCAUGCCCAGUGCCCAGCAGUGCUCUCUGCUGCCAAUCCUCAAAGCUUCUCCCCCAAACCUCCACUGAACUUCGCUGAUUUGUGCCAAAUCCCGUCGUGACACAGCUGGGGGACGGCGAGGGUGAGUGAUGCACCUUUUUGCUGAUGCCACCUGAACAAUCCAGGGUUCUCCCACUGCCUUAACCUCCAUCCUCCAGCUGGGAAGGGUUGCCCUGGCACGAGGGGUUCCUCCCACCUGCUCUGCCUGCUCUGCUGCCUGGGCACCUCUCCAGAGAAAGAGCUGCCUCCUGGGGACAGUGGCCAGGACACAGCUGGGAGCUCCUCUUGCCAUGGAAGUUCUUUGGAGCCCGAGUGGCUCUGUUGGGGACAUCGGUGCCCUCGGGAAGAGCCUCCCGGGGCACAGAACUGAUGGACUGAGUUGCUGCCAAAGAGCAUCUUUCCCGUGGUCCAACGUGACAAAAUGUACCUUUGUCAGUAGUUCAGCUGGUCCGGUGCUCGAGGAAUUGGGGCUGUUCCCUGUGGGAUGUCACAAGGUCCCAGUUAACUCACGUGGGACGUGUCAAUGUUCGGUGAUCAGGACUGGGAUCGUGGAUUGCCGUGGAGUUCGUCGCUCUGAUCACACACUGUGGGGAGGUUCAGACAGGUUGAUCCUUCCUGGAAUUCCUGGGAGGGCUGGGACUCUCCCUGCCUGUGUUGGUGGCACUGUGGCUCCGUCUAGUGGCCCGAGCCCGCCCUGGCACUGGGAACGCCGCAGCAUUCCCUGCAAUUCCACAGCAGCUCUCCCGGCCCCUGUGGCAAAACGGGAGGGAUUUCAAGUCCCCCCUGCCCCUUGUCUCCCAGGCUGGAGUCAGGAGUUCGUUGCUCAUCUCAGGGCUGGCAGGAGACAUGGUUUUGUUUCACACCAAACUCAUCCCACAUCGUCUUCUGUCGCACCGUCCGGCACCAGGCACAGGGAGCUCAUCCCCCAGGGUGGCACAGGUGACACUGUGAGGGUGGCAUCACCUCCACUCCUAAAAGGUCUGAAAAUACCCAAUUUGACACGAAUGAGCCAGUUUUACUGAGAGAUUGUUUAGAUUUCAUAUAAAUAUAAAUAUAAAUAAGGCAAAUGCCAUCCAGCAUCAUGGACUGCCCACUGACUUGGGGUGCUGCUGCUGUUCUUCCAGAGUUUAAACCAUUGACAGGGAUAAAAGUAAAACAUUGGGAAGGUUUUAGGCUCCAGAAGUUAGAACUGAAGUGCUGCAUCAGCUGCCUCUCAGGACACAGGACAGCCCUGCUUUAAAUAAUAUGGAUAUAUUGCUAACAUAGCUGAUACUUGUUUCACACAGAGAGCCAUUUAGUGAGUGAUUUUACUACAAAAAAACCCCACAACUUACCAGCCUUUCGUUUCCCAAAGGAGGUUUUUUAGGCCUCUGUACAAAAUUCCAAGUUUACAAUUGAGGGUGUUCUGCUGGAAUUUGGCAACUGCAGAGCCCGGAGCUGCUGCCCCUUGGUGAGCUCCAGAUAUUCAGAAAUGACCUUUCUAAACCUGAGGACUCAGCAAAAAAGAAAGAGAUCUACACAGUUAAUACUGAUUUGGAGUUUAAUUGGUUUUAUUUCCACGGUGCUGACCAGGCAAGGUUUAGGGAAGCAGCUGGUUUAGAGUUCUCCCUCAGGUAACUCAGAGUUCUGCUGGGUGGUCUGGGUGCUCUGGUAAGCAAAUGGAUGCAGCUGAAGCCUUUCUAGAACCAUAAAUAAGAGGCUCAGGGGCAAUUCUUGAGGAAUUUAAAACCCCACUUCCAUGGGUUUCCUGGAUUAGGUCAGUUCCUGUCUGCUCAGUCCUAAGGAAGAUGGAAUGAGAUGGUCUCGAAGGUCCCUCCCAACCCAAAGCACUCUGUGAUUCUGUGAAUGAGUUAAAAAUAGGGAAAUAAAGCACUUUUCCCCUGCAUUGAAAUGGCCAACCCUUUAGGGAGGCAAUUUUUCCAAAGCUCAAACCCACCUGCCUUUAACAGGGCAAACUCCAGAGUGGAGCAGCUCCAGAGGGAACAGGAGCAGGGGCUGGAAAAUCACCUGUGAGCCCUCAGUGUGUGAAUUAUUCCACCCAGGGUGUGUUUGGGUUGGAAAGAACCUUAAAGGUUGUUUAGUUCCACUCCUGCCACGGGCAGGGACACCUUCCACUAUCCCAGGUUGCUCCAGCCUGGCCUUGGACACUUCCAGGGAUCCAGGAGCAGCCACAGCUUCUCUGGACAACUGUGCCAGGGCCCCCCAACCCUCCCAGGGAGGAAUGAGAUCCCUAUCAAAUCACAAGUACUUGGAAUUCUGAUUUACUACAGCUUUUAAACAACUUACUGCAUAAGAGGAAAAAAACCAACCAAACAAACAAAACUUAGGAUCUGGAAAAAUUUUAGGCAUUUUUAGUACACUAUUUUAGGCAGAUGCAAUAAAAUUUGGGCCCACCCCUGAGUUCAGUUCUUAGAUUAGCUCAUGGUCUGCAGGUUUUUCACCUCUUGCAUGGCUGCUCAUGCUAAAAACUUCCCUAAUCAUGGCUUUAAGCGGAAACAGGAGCUUAGUUAGGAAUUUUACAUUUAGGAACUUUACAGCAAUAAUAAGGUCAGACUCAAAUACAAACCAAAUUUGGAAAGGUUUGGGUUUGUUGUUUUUUUUUCAGAAAACCAGGGCUGUUUUCCAGUGGGAUUUGUUGCAGAGUCGCUGUCGCUGCAGAUGACAAUUCAUUUCAAACUGAUCAGUGUGUACAAACCCUGAGCAGUGUCAGCACUUGGGGCACAUAAACCCCAAAGAGCUGCAGGUUUGAUAGGUGUGUGUCUGGUCCUCUGUGACCCUCCUUUCUCCCUCACCAGGAGCACUCUCUGCUUUAUCUGUUUUCUGAAGCCUGCAGAGCCACAGUUCCAUUUUUGGGGGGGUGGGGAAGCAAUACAGACUGUGCUGCAGCAUCAGCGUUCUUGUGGCAAAUAAUUUAUUUCUGAACAGGCAGCAUGGCAGGCUCCUGAAAAACAGAGGGGGGUGGGUUCUGAGGUGUAAAAACAAUCGAAGAACAAGGCAGAUGUUUCUCACAGAGCUCUCAGGAUCUGCCCACAGAGCAAUCAAAUCCCAGAUCCCAAACCCGUGGCACAGCUGUCCCUGUUUCUGGAAACACAGGAGCAUCCUUCCCUCACUCACCCAACACUGUAUCUUCAGCUAUUUAACAACAACAAAAAACACCCUUAUUUUUUAAAAACUUUGAGCUUAACACCCACCCUUAGAACACUGACAUCUUGUCUGGAGAGUGAUGUCCCCAAACCCUCACUUUUAUACCUAAAAAUCCUGCGAUCCCCACCCCACCCCAAGCCCCACGUGCAGCUGUUUGGAAAGAGCCAAACUCAAUCCUGCCCACAAGGGAAUGAAGGCACUGGUGAAACCUCCCCCCCGUGGUUCCUGGAGGUUUCUGCACCUCUCUGUGGUUUGUCUCGAGGAGACACUGUGGAAUUCUGCCAGGCAAAAACAAAAAUCCCUGGGAAUGGGAGCUGCUCCGUGGCCAGGAUGUCACCGUAGUCUCCUCCCCGUGUAGUGGAUGUGUCCAGAUUAAUUAUGUUCAUGCAACUGCAAAUUCUGUAUUGUUGUCUCUUAGAAGUGUAAACUACUGAAAACUGGGCCUUGCUGAUUAUGAAUAAAGUGAUUAAAAACCGGUCUUUACACAUA
Myiozetetes cayanensis is the source of this 7328-nucleotide messenger RNA. RefSeq names its product protein phosphatase, Mg2+/Mn2+ dependent 1L (gene PPM1L). Gene Ontology annotation, molecular function: protein serine/threonine phosphatase activity; cation binding. Lineage: Eukaryota; Metazoa; Chordata; Aves; Passeriformes; Tyrannidae. Gene Ontology annotation, biological process: protein dephosphorylation. The transcript has 4 exons. Bases 144 to 1229 code for a protein of 361 amino acids. The record is from RefSeq and is a predicted model, not a curated record.